This is a messenger RNA of Aspergillus piperis CBS 112811, 401 nucleotides long. RefSeq lists its product as uncharacterized. The record is from RefSeq and is a predicted model, not a curated record. Lineage: Eukaryota; Fungi; Ascomycota; Eurotiomycetes; Eurotiales; Aspergillaceae. The transcript has a single exon. The coding region runs from base 120 to 341 and encodes 73 amino acids.
CAAGAGAAGCCGGAUGAUCGACAGCGGGGGAAGACGGUCGAGGACGUGGUGGAGUGUUUGGAUAAGAGCUUGAAGGUGAAGAAGGAUUGAUUGAUUGACUCCAUCGACGAAUUAUAUGUAUGUAUGUAUGUAUGCAUUCUAUUGCUUCUUUUGGAUAUAUCAUAUCCAUACUAUGGAUAUCAUGCGUUCAUAGCUUGACUGGGUGGGUACCUCUCACUUUCAUUCCCAGCGAUAACCUGAAGUGUGUGAUAUCUUCCGAGUUCAGGACUUGUCCUAGCCUAUGGCGUAGUACAACUCACCGCCGCUACAGCAACGACAUCCACAGAGAAUGGAUUGACUAACCAUCCAGGUCGAUCAAUUCGCCCCCGCACUUGCUAACCCGUGCAUACUGUGCGAUUCAA